AUGUGCAAUAAGCAGCAAAAUAGGAGAUGUGCUGCUGUACAAGCAUUAACACAUCCAUGGUUCUAUAAGAUUAAGAGGCCACUUCCUCCUCCUGCUUCUGCUCCUGCUUCUGCUGCUGCUGCUGCUACGGAUGCUGCGGAGGAUGAUCUUGCUGCUUAUCCUUCUCCUGCUGCUGAUGGGGCUACUGGUGAUGGUCCUAGUCCUGGUGAUGGGGGGAAUGCUAAUGAUAGGGCUAAGGAGCAGCAGGGCGGUGGUUUAGAGGUAGCUGCAGCAGGUACUGCAGCAGCAGCAGCAGCAGCAGCAGCAGCAGCAGCAGCAGAAGGUACACAACUAGCAACACGGCGUGUGUUGAGGUUCGAGGAUGGCGAAUAUGUUAAGCAGAAAUCAGCAGAGGCACAAUUGCAACAAGCAGCAGCAACAGCAGCAACAGCAGCAACAGCAGCAGCAACACAGCCACAAAGAAUAGCAGCAAAAACUACACAAAGGGAAAUGCAGGCACAAGCCUUCCAACAGACACAGCAGCAGGAGCAGCAGCAAUGGAUACACCAACAGCAGCAACAACUGCAGCAACAGCAGCAACAACAACUGCAGCAACGUCAACAGCAGCAACAGCAGCAACAGCAGCCGCUUGACCGUCUGUGUAUGCUAGCUGGCGACGGGCCUCAUGACAACUCCUUAGGGUAUCUAGACUCCCCUCGACAGCCUUCGCAUCUGCAGCAGCAGCUGCAGCAGCUGCAUCAUUUGCAGCAGCUGCAACAACUGCAGCAACUGGAACAGCAGCAGCAGCAGCAGCAGCAGCAGCAACUGCAGCAAGAUACAGGUGUCCCCUUCUUUAAUAGUGCUCCCCCUGCCUCCACCUCUCGGCCUGCAGAGACAAACAAAGACAACAGCAGCAGUCUUGCAGGAAAUUGUCUCCUUCAAUACACUGCGCCCACCUCCAACACACCAUCCUCUAGAGCAGCAACUGGAGCAGCAGCAGCAACAGCAGCAGCAGGGGAGGGCCAUCCUGUCAAUCCCUCAGCUCCUGGAGGGGUUGAUGCUCCCUCGUUAGAAGCGUUAGCAGCAGCAGCAGCAGUAGCAACAGCAGCAACAGCAGCAGCAGCAACAGCUGGCGUUUUAGCUGCAGCAGCUGCAGCAGUGUCUCGAGCGCAGCAGCAGCAGCAACUGCAGCAACUGCAGCAAAGGGUUGGAGGACCCUGCAGCAGCUCUGUGGUGUCUCCUCUCUCCUCCUUUCAGGUGUCUGUUGCUGAAUCCAUUAGGGCCUCGGAGAGUCCCCGCCCUGCUGAAGUUUGCUGCUCUGUACCCUCUGAUGGCGCUGGGGGGCCCCAGGGGGGCCCUAAAGAUAUGGGGGCCCCCCAAGCUGGUGUUGAAGGAAGUGAAGUUUCUAUAGAGGUAGAACAAGAUCGGGGUGCUGCUGCAGCGGCUGCAGCCGCAGUAGCAGCAGCACGUGCUGCAGCUGCUGCUGCUCCUCCUGGCUUGCAAGCAACAACAACAGCAGCAGCAGCAGCGGCAGGGAGUACACAUCCGCAGGAGCAACAUAAUUCCCCCUCGUCAAUAGAUGGGGGCCAACAGAGUUCUGCAUGCAGCACAUCUUUGUUUGUUUCUUCUGUUUCUUUGGAUGUACAAAACCCUAAUGCUGACCCACAGGAACUGCAGCAGCAGCAGCAGCAGCGGCUGCAGCAGCAGCAACAGGUGGGGCCGACACAGCAGCAGCAAUACAGCAGAAAAUACAGCGAAAAGAGAGAAGCUGCAAAUAUAGCAGAAGAUAACGAGCUGUCUGCUGCUGCAGAUGCAGCGAGGGUCGGCUGCAGCCAGCAGCAGCAACGCUCGGGGGGUAGGCCCUCGCACAGAGGUCAACCCUUUGCUGCUGCCCAUCUAGCCAACGAGCAGCAGCAGCAGCAGCAGCAGUUGCUAAUGGAGCAGCGUGGUGUGGGUGUCCCCCAGGCUGACGAGGGUCUUGCAUUUAGCAGCAGUUGGGAGGAGCAGUACAGCAUGCAGUCUAGCAGCAGCAGGGGCCCCCCUAGGCAGUGCCCUAUGGGGCCCCCUGCAAGCAUCCCUGGGGGUCCCGCUCCCUCAAAGACACAAGACAGCAGCAGGCAGCAUCAGGGGCCCCCUGCUACUUUGCGUCGUCCACGUUCUUCUUCAGACUCAUCAGAGCAGCAGCAAGACAUAAUACCCAUGGGGGGCCCCCAGGGGGGCCCCAAUGGGUCCCCCUUCUUUGGAGGCCAACCGCAGCCUAACUCUACCGCUCUACCGACGGAAAGGGAGCAGUCAGAAAAUGGACCUCAGGAGGCUGCGGUGGGGGGCCCCUCUUGGAGGCCCCAAACUUCUAUUGAGGGGGCCCCCCGUACCAGCCGCAUGCAGUCCUUAAGGACCCCCCAUCUGCAUCGAUACUUUGUGUCAGGGGUACAGGGGAGGAGACGUGGGGGAGCGCAGUCCUCAAAGGGGGCCCAAGGGGGCCCUGGGGGCCCUUCAGGCUCUGGGUCUGCAGCUCCUGCUGCUGACCCUGCCGUUGCUGCUUCUGCUUCCCAGCAGAACAGAAGAAUAUCAGAGCAGCAAAGUUUCGGCAUGACUUACGAAGGAGACCCGCGGGGGGCCCCCGGGGCCUCCCCCUUACGGUACCCCGUAGGCGAUUCGGACGAGGGCCCUUGCAGCAGCAGGGGUCACCACAGGGGGCACCGUAGGAGCUACGUAGGCGAAAGGGGCCCACGAGAGCUGAGGAGCCCCCUGCGAUCGUACAGGGCUUCAAGGCUUCCUGAAGGGUGGGGCCCCCGUAACUCCAAUGAAAGACGGUUCAGAGGGUCCCAAGGGGCCCCUUCUGGUGGUACUGUAGCAGCAGGGGCCCCUGGUGAUGGGGCCCUGCAGCAGCAGUACAGUGGCGAGGCCCCACUUGAACACCCUCUCGAGCAUAGCAGUAGCACCAGCAGCAGCAGCAGCUGCAGCAGCAGCAGCAGCUGCAGCAGCAGCAGCACCACUUCCACCACAAACAGCAGCAGCAGCAGCAGCAGCAACAGCGUGAAGGGUGGAGGUCCGCAGCAGGCUUCCCAAUCUAUCCAACCCCGCCUAGGGGGCUUUAUGGGCCUCCCCGUCCUUAACAGAAUUGUUGAGGCCUUGGGGGCAAGGGAUUGGCUAAAAGGAAGACAAAACAGCAGCGGCAGCAGCAACAACAACAAUAGGGGCACCCAGGGGGGCCCCUGA
Messenger RNA from Eimeria maxima, 3198 nucleotides. RefSeq lists its product as hypothetical. The transcript has 2 exons. The record is from RefSeq and is a predicted model, not a curated record. Bases 1 to 3198 code for a protein of 1065 amino acids. NCBI's taxonomy places the organism in Eukaryota, Apicomplexa, Conoidasida, Eucoccidiorida, Eimeriidae.